UUAUUCCACUCUAAUCCGUUGCACAGAACACAUUGGGAACGCGGAAAGUGAAAUUGAAAUUGAAAAUUUCAUUACGCAAAUCCGGACACUUAACAAGGUUAAGGAACCUACCGCCACUUGUAGACAUAUUUAAUUAUUUCGCGCCGCAAACUAAUCGUAGGUGUUUUCGGGUGUUUUUGUGUUUUUUGUUAAUCGUACAUAUCGCCGACAAGGUGUCAAAUGAAUGGCUCAACAUUGGUGAAGCGCCAUCGAAGCGAUUCCAUCAUUUCGCGCUUAACGGGGUGUGACUAGUUGAAAGUUUAAUUGCAGUGCUAAAGAGGUGAACGCGCUGAAAACGAGAGUGUCAAGAUACAAUUCGCAAGUUGGUAGCGCCAUCACAAUCAUCAACACUUCAGUGCUGGUCGCGCGAGUCGGGUGUGAUGGAUAUGUUAAAUAUGUAGCGUAUCUUUGUAUGUAUGUACUUAUGUGCAAGUUCGUGUAGUUGUAGUUCAAUAAUAUGCCAGAGAAGUGUUAUUUGAUUGAUCGCAUUGGAUAUACUCGUCUAUAAAGAUUUAUUGCGCGAGUGUUGAGAUCUAUUGCAGAUCGCAUAGAAAUCACAUACAUAUCGACACACAUAUACAUAUGCAUGCCACAUUGUACGUGCGAUGUAUCUUCCUUUUGACUAAAAACAAAACAAAAAAAAAAUUAAUGAAAUUCUUGCAAGUUCAUCAAACGCUUCAUCAAUUUUGCUAUUCUGAGCAAAUAGCCAAGUUGUUGUGUGUUACAUGUCUUGAGAUCGCAAAGCUUUUCAACACCUUCUGAUAUUUCGCCUACCACACAAACAAACACCAAAUGUACAAUACUGUACAACAACAUCAGCAAUGCAAGGAAAUGGCAAUUCCGCUUUCGACAUUUUUAUUGUGUUUUUUAUGUGAAAUGAUUUACUCUUAAUUUCAUUUCAAAUGCCUCAUUCGCAGCCGCGAAUUGCAAGGAGUAAUCGAAAUUUAGUUAUAAUUUGACAAGUGCGCGAAAAACUAAGUGUGAAAAUAUUUCAAACAAUCCAACUCAAAUGAAAUCAAUGUCAAUAUUAGAUUAAACAAUUGAAUUGCAAUUGAUGAGUUGAAAGUGUAAAGUGAAACGAGAGAUCCACCGUCAAGCGUAAUAACCCGUAAUCUGCUGUUUGUGGCUUACGUCAUACACGUACACACUCACACACGCGCAUCCUGCUUUGUUAUGCAUCAGGCUAUUUACCGACGACCCGUUACAAAUUUCAUGGGACCUACCGAGUGUGCCAGCGCUAUGGUUUCCACAAUGUCUUUUAUGGAUAACGGCGGUUUGAGUACAAACAUUGCGGAUUAUGGCUGCUAUACGACUGAUUAUUGGGCCACCUCGUAUAACGGAGGGCUGAGCCCGAUGAAACAGAUAGAAGCCUGCAUACAAACUGCCGGCAAAGAUCGCACUUCAUAUAAGCCACUCGAACACAUCGACGCCAAGAUGUCAGACAUUGAAACGCAGAGCAAUAAUAGCAGCGGUGGCAACAGCAUUCGAAGCAACACGGGCAGCAGUUGCUCAGAUAGCAGCAACAACAAUAACAAUACAAGUUAUAGUAACAGCAACGACAAUGCCAACAACAGUAUUACAACACAAAAUAAGAAAUAUAAGAGCAACAAGAAGGAUGCAACGACAAAUAGCAACAACAACAAUAGCAGAAAAAGUGAGGAACCGAUACAUCCAACGCUGGCACAGGCAGUCGUUGUGCUGGAAACGAAGGCUUUGUGGGAUAAAUUCCAUGAGCAAGGCACUGAGAUGAUUGUCACCAAGACUGGCCGACGCAUGUUUCCCACAUUUCAGGUGCGCAUCGGUGGGCUGGAUCCGCAGGCGACCUACAUAAUGAUGAUGGACUUUGUGCCAGUCGACGACAAACGCUAUCGCUAUGCAUUCCACAACUCAAGUUGGGUGGUCGCUGGCAAAGCGGAUCCCAUCUCCCCGCCUCGCAUUCACGUGCACCCCGAUUCGCCAGCACCAGGUGCUAAUUGGAUGAAACAAAUCAUUUCGUUUGACAAACUUAAACUGACCAAUAAUCAACUGGAUGAAAAUGGACAUAUAAUCUUAAACUCCAUGCAUCGAUACCAGCCUCGCUUUCACAUCGUUUACCUGCCACCGAAAAAUAACUCACUGGAUGAGAAUGAACAUUCGAGCCACUUCCGCACAUUCAUCUUUCCGGAGACAUCCUUCACCGCCGUCACUGCAUACCAAAAUCAACGCGUUACUCAACUUAAAAUUGUCAGUAAUCCUUUUGCCAAAGGCUUCCGUGAUGAUGGGACCAAUGAUGUCAAUGCUGGACCUAUGGGUAUGUCUCAGAUGAGUCACGAAAGUCAGGCUAGAAUGAAGCAGCAUAGUGCGCAACACCAUCACCACCAUCACCACCAACAACAGCAACUUCAGCAGCAGCAAUUAAAAGCCAGCAGCAAAGAUGCGAAUUUAGCAGUGGCUGAAUUGGAAAAUCAUCAGAAUGCAUUGAUCUCCGCACAUGUGAUUCAACCAGUAAGCGUUUCGCCCAGCGCGCCAGCCGCGGCCAACACCGCCACUACAUCACCCGAGCUACUCAACUACCAACAAUGUCUCUCCAAUGGCGUCGGCGUCGGCGGCAGCAGCAGCAACAUCAAUGGUCAUAUGAAUAGUAACGGUUUGAUGCCACCAACUAGUGGUACUCACCAUCAUCAUCACCAUCAACAUCACCAUCUCGGUCAGCACAGCAUCUCACCGAAACUUGAUCAUGCAGCAACAGCCACAGCCAGUACCGCAAACGCCGCUGCUACCAACAGCACCCCCAGUCCAUACACACAUGCCACUCUCACCGCACACAAUGGCGGUGGUAGCACCAACGCUGCCGGCCUCAUAACGCCCCACACUCACGCCCACACUCAUCACUCGCACUUGAAUAUGAAUCUCAGCGCCACCACUGCGAGUCAAAUGAUGCCAACGCCGGUCUCACAGUCACAUGUGCCACACUCUCAGGUGAUGGCCGCCAAUAUUUAUUCCACAAUUGGCCAGCCUUAUGUGAGCGAGAAUAGCAAUUUCGGUGCCAUCUAUCAUCAUCAGCACUACCACAGCGGCUAUGGGAACCCCUAUGAUAAGCUCAAAGUGGCAGGUCACAUGCGUCCGACAUCAGCCACUGCGGCUGGCAGUCCCACAGCGAUGGCUUCAGCGGCGGCUAAUGCUUAUGGUAUUAGCAGCUACCAGUCGUUUUAUGGUUCACCACAUCAGAUGAUGCGCCCCAAUGGCUACAUUGACUUGGUGCCACGGUAAAUGUUUUGAGAAAUUACGAGAGAAGAACCAUAAAAAAUGAAGAACCAGUGAACUAUUGCAAGAAACAAAUAGUCAAUAUUAUUUCAAUUCUAAGUGCAAUUAAAAUGUAAUUUAUUUUUAUUUAAACUCAAUCGAAAGUAUUAGUUUGUUGAAGUCUUGUUUUUAAGUUCAUCACGUAAAUAUUUUC
Anastrepha obliqua is the source of this 3475-nucleotide messenger RNA. RefSeq names its product T-box transcription factor TBX1 (gene org-1). Gene Ontology annotation, biological process: cell fate specification; positive regulation of DNA-templated transcription; regulation of transcription by RNA polymerase II. Gene Ontology annotation, molecular function: RNA polymerase II cis-regulatory region sequence-specific DNA binding; DNA-binding transcription factor activity, RNA polymerase II-specific. NCBI's taxonomy places the organism in Eukaryota, Metazoa, Arthropoda, Insecta, Diptera, Tephritidae. The record is from RefSeq and is a predicted model, not a curated record. The transcript is spliced from 8 exons. Gene Ontology annotation, cellular component: nucleus. The coding region runs from base 1213 to 3288 and encodes 691 amino acids.